UUUUUCUUCUACUUCGAUAAUAUUACUCAUAUUAUUAUACGAGCAGAAUUCGAACGGUAAAAUACACAUGCUUCCAUCUGUAAACGAGCCUUAUAGAUUUGUGGAACAGAGUCUAUUCUCUCUCCUCCACAAAUGCAGACUUUCUGAUCACCUAUUCCAAAUCCAAUCCCAAAUCAUCAUCCAUGGCCUCCUCCAAAGUCGGCGCCUUGCUCCCAAAUCCGCCAUUGCCUUCUUUGAAUCCAGCAAUCCGCAAUCCGCCCGUCAACUGUUCGAUCAAAUUCUUCAACCGGACACCGUUCUCUGGAACGUCAUGUUCAAAGGCUCCGCAGAGGCCGGCCUCCACAGAGAGACGCUGCUGCUAUUCACUCAAAUGAAGAGGAGGGAUGUAAGACCUAACCUCUUCACUUUUCCUUUUGUUAUCAAGUCUUGUUCAAUGAUCCCUGCCCGUAUGGCGGGAGAUCAGGUUCAUUGUUUUGCUUUAAAAACUGGCCUCAGAUCGAACUUAUUUGUCGGAACUUCCCUAAUUGAAAUGUAUGCAAUCAAGGUAGGAGCGGGGCUAGCUUAUAAGAUGUUUGAGGAUAUGCCUGAAAGAAAUGUUGUUGUGUGGACUGCUAUAAUAAGAGCUUAUAUUGCUGUUGGUGAUAUGAAAAAUGCUUUUAAUCUUUUUAAUCAGUUAGAAGAGCAUGAUGUGAUAGUAUGGGGCACCAUGAUUUCGGCUUUCAUAGAACAUGGAGAUAUUGCCACCGCAGAGGAGCUCUUUGCUAGUAUGCCAGUGCGUGAUGUUCAAUCUUGGAAUACUAUGUUGUUUGGCUAUGCCAAUGUGGAUUUUAUUGGAGCUUGUGAGAGAUUCUUUGCAAUCAUGCCUGUUAAGAAUGUUUUCUCAUGGAAUGGGCUGAUUCAAGGGCAUGCUCGACAUGCUUGGUGCUCUCGAUUGGGGGAGAUGGAUCCAUUUGUAUUCUAAUAACAACGGAUUCAAUGGGAACAUCUACAUAAAAAAUGGGCUCAUCGACAUGUAUGCAAAAUGUGGUUGCAUCAACAGUGCAAUCGAUGUGUUCUCUGCAAUGGAAAAGAGAGAUGUCAUUACUUG
This is a messenger RNA of Phalaenopsis equestris, 1087 nucleotides long. Its product is annotated as putative pentatricopeptide repeat-containing protein At5g37570. The coding region runs from base 68 to 961 and encodes 297 amino acids. Gene Ontology annotation, molecular function: RNA binding; protein binding. The record is from RefSeq and is a predicted model, not a curated record. Gene Ontology annotation, biological process: RNA modification. NCBI's taxonomy places the organism in Eukaryota, Viridiplantae, Streptophyta, Magnoliopsida, Asparagales, Orchidaceae. The transcript is spliced from 2 exons.